This is a messenger RNA of Lepisosteus oculatus (spotted gar), 5069 nucleotides long. RefSeq names its product anillin, actin binding protein 2 (gene anln2). Lineage: Eukaryota; Metazoa; Chordata; Actinopteri; Semionotiformes; Lepisosteidae. The record is from RefSeq and is a predicted model, not a curated record. Gene Ontology annotation, cellular component: actomyosin contractile ring. Gene Ontology annotation, biological process: mitotic cytokinesis; actomyosin contractile ring assembly; septin ring organization.
UACGUCGUUGCGUGCGCACGAACAACAGCGCGCUGAAAUUCAAAGCUGAACUGCAGCGGGACCGUUUGGGAAGGCAGGUUAUAUACUGGGAAAAGGUGCCUGCAUUAAAUAAAAACAAAGCAUCACACGUUCAACGGAGAAGAAGUUGCCUUGUAUCAAAUCCUGAAAGAAAUUGUUUUCAUCUUCGAAAAGCACCGUCGUGCGGAUGGACCCCUUCAUUGAGAAGGUUGCAGAGCGUACCCGUGCCCGCCAGCUGUCGAUACAGAAGCAGAUGGCAGAGCGAGCGGGAGAGGAGGAGGGUGGGGUGGCGCGGAGCCCCCUGAAGAGGCUGAGAGACCCUCUGUCAGAUGGCGAGCAGAGCAGGAAGUCUGAAGCACCUGAGCCUCAAGAGGUGUUCAAGAGGCGUUGCUAUGAUGUGAGUGGUGAUGAGAAUCUGAACCCCAUGGAGCAGGCCAGGUCGCCCUUGAAGCCUCUCCACCGGCAAGUGGAAAUGGUGGUGAAGCCCGACACCCCCGCAGUCGCUUCCAUUAAGUCACGCAUGAACACGUUGGCAGCACAGCGGCAGCAGUGGGACACAGAAGGUGACGGUGACAGUGUGGAGAACCCUUCCUCUGUUUUCUCAGAGGAGGCUCCGGUGGGCUUGCCAAGGAGCUGCGUCUCAGGGAGAGACCUCUGUUCCCUCUCAAGCGUCGGCAUGUUGGAGGAUGAACCCAGCGCUGUCAGUGGGCUGGAGGAUCAGAGCGGAGACCAGGCUGCGCUGGAAACGGCUGUCAGAGUGAUCUCACAGCAUUUCUCUCAGAAGGACAGUGGGGAACUGCUGAACACCUCUGGCAGUGACAGAAGUAUAAGUUCGGAAUUUAGUCUUAUUGGUGAUGUAGAAUUUCGCUCUCGAGUGGAGAGAUUUGAGGCAAGGACCCCAGCAACUGAGCCCAUAGCACCCACCUCUCGGCCCCACUCCCAGUCUUCCAUUGCCAGGACCAUCCAGGAGAAGCUGCUCAACAGCCAGGGGUCAAGUGUCUCAAAGGCCAACCGCCUCCGCAAGGAGCGCGAAGAAGAGCUGAGAUUGGUGAGGUUGCAGUCCAAGAGUGACAACAUCUGGAAGAAGAAUGAUGCCGAAGCAUCGCUUAUGGAGGAUGCAGUGGUGACUCCUGGUUUGACUCGAAUAGUAGAACGGAACAAGAGAACCCAUUGGCUACCUCUCCGUCCCAUAGACUAUGAGGAGUCGAGGAGGCGCCAUGAUGAGACUUUGAACAGCGUGAGCAGUGAAGUGCCCUCGGAGGUGCAGGAGGACAGCCUGCUGGAGCUGUCCCCUGAGGUGGACCUCUGCACCAGCGCCGGCAAAGACCUGCAGCCACGAGAUGAGGAUCCCACUGUAGAAAACCCAGAGGAGGGUGAGGCCAUUCAGCGUGAGUCUCGGAGCAUGAAGAAAGUGACCUUUGUCCUGGAUCCCGAGAUGAUCGGUGAUCGCUCUCACUCAGAGGCUGAUUCCCAGGACAGCGAGAGGAAGGAAAGUGACACUGUCUCGGAUGCAGACCUGACCUCCCAGGAGGAAGAGCUGAAUAGCUCAGAGAUGAUUGAUCAAAUAUUUGAGGGGGUGCUGGAUACUACCGAGGACGAGGUGGAACCAGACUGCGAUGAUAACGGCAUGAGUAGUCGGGAAGAAACGGAGGAGCAGAGUGGGCAGCAAGUGACACAAGAGGGGAAUGUGACAACGGAGAACUCCAAUAACGAACAGGCAGAUGAUGAAAAGGAGAAGGCUGAGGUGGACAAGCAUGGUGAUAACAAUGUAGAUGAAGAGCUGACCUUUCCUCCUGGCUCCAUUCUCUCUCCUUUAACAAAGUCUGUUGAGGCUGUAGUUACGCCACUGAGAUUGAUGUCUGGUGAUGCACCUGGACCCAUUCCCUUCCACCUGACACCCAGUGAUCUGACGGAGACCCCUCCUCUCUACAGCAUUGAUGCUUAUCGGAGCCUGCGGCAAAGUACUCUACGCUCCUACAACAGUGUGACUCCUACAACCAACAGGAAGGCCACAGAGCAGACUCGGACUGCUCAGCCUCACAGUGUCAAGGAGAAGAUCAAGAUUCUGAAUGAAGAGAUUAGCAAACUUCAGACCAUCAUCUAUCAGACUACCCAAGCGCUGAACUGCUGCACUGAUGAGGAGCACGGGAAGGGCUCGCUGGAGGAGGCCGAGGCCGAGAAGCUGCUGCUUGUGUCCAUGGAAAAGCGCCUCUCUCUGCUGUCUGAGUUGAGCCGUUUGAAAGAGCCAGGAGCCAGCGCUGGGUCCGCAGAGAGGGGCUUGGAGACGUCUCCCCAGGAGCCAUGCAGAGGCACCCUGAGCAUCUCUGAUGUGCGCCUGCCGCUGAAAGUGGAGUUUGCCUGCUCCGCACGUACCAGGGCAGGGCGACCGAGCCAUUAUUUCUUUGUGCUGAUCCGUUAUGGGUCCAGUAACAUAGUAGCUACCCCCCUUGCCACAGCAGCAGAUGCCAAGAAUGGGGACACCAUUGCUUUCCCCACCUCCAUCACCCUACAGGAUAUUCGCCCCAACUUUGAAAUUGAUGUGGAGGUUUAUAGUUUGUCUCACACAACAAAUGCAUGUAAUUCUGAAAGGAGACCUUCAAAAUCUAAGGUCACGCCUAAAAAGCUGCUUACCAACAUCACUAAAUCAAAUCAUAACCAAUCAUCUGCAGUUCUUCCAGCUUUGGGAAGCUCUGUUCGGGCCAGCAACUUUUCUCUGGUGGGAUCUCAUAAGAUCACGCUAACUUCCCUUGGACAAAAUAAGUUCCCUUUGGAUAAGAUCAAAUUUGAUGGAAAAGUCAGGAAGCUACUGGGCGAUGAAUUUCAGGAGAAGGUUCCAUUUUUGUCCCCUCUGGAAGGGAACAUUUACCUACGUCUUGCAUGUCAGAGCCAUUCUAACAUUGAGCACAGAGGCUUUCUGACUAUGUUUGAAGACAUCAGUGGGUUUGGCGCCUGGCACCGCCGCUGGGUCUGUCUGGAACGUGGUAACCUGUCCUACUGGAACUACCCCAAUGACGAGCGCAGCAAGCCAGCAGUUGGAUGCAUUAACCUGACCAACUGUACCAGCCAGUGUGUGAAGCCUGUGAACAGAGACUCCUGCGCACGCCCCAACACCUUUGAGCUGGUCAAGUUAUCACAGCAGAAGGAUGCGCGUGAGAUUCUGUCCAAGUGCUGGUUCUCAGCAGACACCAAGGAGGAACGUGAGGAGUGGAUGGAGAAGCUGAACCAGGCACUGCUGGAUCACAGGACCUGGAAGCCGGUGGUAUCAGACCAACAGACCCGGCAGAGAGAUGCUCCACAAGAUAUGUCGUUCACUAGUACCCAUUCCAGGGAAAGUAUCUUAUAAUCAGCUAACAUCAAAUGCCUGGUGUAAUUGCUUUGAAGUUACACUACAUUUGUAAAUGUAAAACAUUAUAUAACUAUAUAUAUUAUUUAGCAGUAAUUUGGGGUGAAGAAUUAUGAAUAUUAAAUACCUUUGCAAUAUUCUUUAACUUGGACGUAACAAAACAUGCCAUGCAAAAGAAAAUGAUUUAUGUUUUUAAUUGCCUAGGAUUGCUUCUUUCAUGUACACUACUUAGUAGCUUUGUUUUGCAAAAAACAUUUUGGAAUUUGCACAAUUUAUUAAUUUUACCUGGGACUGUGCAUUUAUAAUAUAGCACAUGAAAUCUGCUUAAACCAAAGAUGGCUAAAGCACUAGGUCCUCUUUGCUCAUGUGUGAUACAUUGUUAUUUGUGAUUAAGGAAAAAUACAGAUGUGGCAGAGUUAAUGUAACCGCUGAUGUAACGUUUAGGAGAAUAGGCAGACCUGUCCAGGGAUUUUAAAGAAUAUCUGAAAAAAUAAAUUAAUAAACAUUAUGGGUGAGUAGAUGGUUAUAUUUAUAAUUACAGAAAAAAUCUAAAAAUCCACAAGUAGUGCUUGAAUUAUUGCUUCACAUAAGUAGUGCUUGAACUGCCAUAAUUCAGUGGUUCGUUUUCAUUAGUCUUCAUUUCUAAAGUUUUAGGUGUUGAAUUCCUCCACAGCUCUCUAUGGAGGGUUUUAUCUCUUAUGUGCUUGUAAUCUGUAAAGUUAUUACUGGACAAUUGCAUUUUACUGGACAGAUGUAUUUUACUUUCUUGUUAGCUUGUUUUGCAAAAGCCUUUCAGAUCAUCAUUUUAUUUUUUACUAUACACCAGACCUAUUGAUCUGUUCCUUUGCUGGCACUUUUUGAAUUGCCUAACUGCAAUAUAAAAAGAAUGGUUAAUGUCAGUGUCUUACAAUGGAACCAGAAUCCAGAAAAUUCGAACCUAUAAUGUGGAGUAAUGUUUUUGAUAAAUGUGUUCUUCUGCAAUAUAAAUUCUGAAACUGCUAUCUACUCUGCAAUUCCUAAGAAUUUGUUUAAAUUAGUCAGUUAUUGGAUGACUCCUUGGUGCCAUGUCAGGUAUCGAACAACAGACCAAGCAGGGAACAACGAGAUGUUGUUUGCUAGCACCCAUUCCAGGAAGAGUAUCAUAUAAUCAGCCCACAACAUGUGCCUGUAAUUCAAGAGACAGGGCAAAGCCUCUAUACGAUGCCAUGAUGUUAUGUGACAAUGACAGUUUUUUCUGUCAGGCAUUCGUUGAAUAGGCUUAACUGAGAGGGAUUUAAAAUGUUUUAUGUGAAGUGUAAUAUGUGCCAUAUUAUACUGACUUGAAUGGUUCACCUAUAGCACUGCCAUCAUGAAGAUGUUGGAAUGCACUUUUACAGCCUGGGACUAUUGCUUAUCAUUUGAAGUACAGUAUAGUCUCUAGGAGCCAUUUCUCUUUUCUGUACAAAGGUAGUGGAGUAGUGGUUCUCAGUUUUAGGGAAGACACUAAUGGAUACAAAUUUACAGUAUCUACCCCUUGGUUAAACAGUAUGAAAGCUGCUCAGAUCUAAGCUCCUAGGCUUUAUACACUAAGCAUUUCUGAAAGAUGACCUGCAGAAGCUCUUUGCUUGUGAAUUCUGUCUUGUUUUAUGUAUGUCUGUUGCAUUCUUGUAUAAUCCCUGUAUAUUUAAAAUCUAUAUACACAAAAAUUAAUAAAACUUGCUUGUUUUCA